Messenger RNA from Ananas comosus (pineapple), 920 nucleotides. RefSeq names its product polyadenylate-binding protein 2-like. Lineage: Eukaryota; Viridiplantae; Streptophyta; Magnoliopsida; Poales; Bromeliaceae. The record is from RefSeq and is a predicted model, not a curated record. The coding region runs from base 53 to 709 and encodes 218 amino acids. The transcript has 6 exons. Gene Ontology annotation, molecular function: RNA binding.
UAUAAAUCGGCGGGGUGGUCGAGCCGCAGAAGCGUGCGAGGCGAGGGUGCAAAUGGAGGAGGAGGAGCACGAGGUGUACGGACAAGAGAUCCCCGACGAGGGCGAGAUGGAGGGCGACGUCGACAUCUCCCUCCCCGACGCUGACGACGACGCCGCCAAGCUGCAGGAGCUGGACGAGAUGAAGAAGCGAUUGAAGGAGAUGGAGGACGAGGCCGCCGCUCUCCGCGAGAUGCAGGCCAAGGUGGAGAAGGAGAUGGGAGCCAUUCAAGACCCUGCUAAUGUAGCUGCAAAUCAGGCAUCUAAGGAGGAGGUGGAUUCUCGAUCAGUGUUUGUUGGUAAUGUUGAUUACGCUUGCACCCCUGAGGAAGUGCAGCAGCAUUUUCAGUCAAGCGGAACUGUGAACAGGGUGACUAUUCUGACCGACAAAUUUGGCCAGCCAAAGGGUUUCGCUUAUGUUGAAUUUUUGGAGCCCGAGGCCGUUCAAGAGGCUCUUCUCUUGAAUGAAUCUGAGUUGCAUGGUCGCCAGCUGAAAGUAGCAGCCAAACGAACAAAUGUACCUGGGAUGAAGCAGUAUCCUCCUCGGCGGUUUAAUCCGCACCUUGGCUAUCGAUUUAGGAGACCGUAUGUGCCGCCAUAUUUCUAUUCUCCCUACGGCUAUGGGAAAGUUCCCAGGUUCAGGAGGCCAAUGCGCUACAGGCCUUAUUUUUAAAGAUCCUUGCCUGUGUUAAUCUUGAGUUAUUAUUUCUGCUAACUAGAUUGAGCGUAGGAGUUAUCCUGGAAGAAUUUAUACUGAUUCGCCACGCACGAGAUACUGAGUUCUCUGUUAUUUGCUUCUCUGCUGACUACUAUAAUCAAUAACAAUGAAAACGUACCAUUGAAGUUCCCUGGAUGUUAUAAUCUUUUUCUUUGAUUGCCCAAUA